Lactuca virosa is the source of this 1170-nucleotide messenger RNA. NCBI's taxonomy places the organism in Eukaryota, Viridiplantae, Streptophyta, Magnoliopsida, Asterales, Asteraceae. The record is from the annotation of a GenBank genome assembly.
AUGGCUUCUAGUUCUCAAGAACAAGAAACACAAGGAUCAAGUACAUCAAUAGACCAACCUCCGUUGUGGGACUAUGUGACUAAACUUGAAAAACUUGCUGGAGCAGGGGGAUAUUGGAAGUUCAAGUGUAAUCUUUGCAGUGAAACCCGACAAGGAUCAUAUUCUAGAGUUAGAGCACAUUUGCUUGGUAUAAAAGAAGAUGCAUAUGAAAAGAAGAAAACCGAGUCACAAGCGAAAGAAGUUCAAUUGCCAUGUGAAGCUGGUGUUGGAUUUAAGAAAAGAAAAGGUAUUUCAACACCUAUUGAAAGAGCUUUUGGUGUUGAAAUUAGGGACCAACUAGAUCAAGAAAUAGCUAGAAUAUUUUAUACCGGAGGUUUACCUUUUAAUCUUGCAAGAAAUCCACACUAUGUCAGGGCUUUUCAGUUUGCUGCUAACAACAAAAUUGAUGGUUAUGUACCUCCUGGUUAUAAUAAGCUAAGAACAACAUUACUACAAAAAGAAAAAGAUAAUGUUCACAAGCUAUUGGAGCCACUUAGGUCUACAUGGAAAGAAAAAGGUGUGACUAUUGUGAGUGAUGGCUGGAGUGAUCCAACAAGAAAACCUCUAAUCAAUUUCAUGGCUACUUCAGGUAAUGGUCCUUUGUUUCUAAAGGCAGUGAAUUGUUUUGGGGAAGUGAAAGAUAGAUUUUUUAUUGCUGAGUUGAUGAAAGAAGUCAUCAAUGAAAUUGGUCAUGAAAAUGUUGUGCAAAUUAUUACUGACAAUGCAGCAAACUGUAAGGCGGCUGGAGAGAUUAUAGAGAGUCAGUUUCCUCAUAUCUAUUGGACACCAUGUGUUGUUCAUACGCUUCAUCUUGCUUUGAAGAACACUUGUUCACCAAGGAAUGUGGAAGCAAAUGAACUAACAUAUGAACAGUGCAGCUGGAUAAAAGAAGUUCACGAAGAGGCGUUUGUAAUAAAAAAUUUCAUCAUGAACCAUAACAUGAGACUCUCGAUUUUCACCAAGUUUACUCUUCUUAGGCUGCUUUCUGUUGCUGACACUCGCUUUGCCUCCAUCAUUGUGAUGCUUAAGAGAUUGAAACUUAUCAAAAGGGGUCUUCAAGCUAUGGUCAUAAGCGAAGAAUGGUAUUCUUAUAGAUUAGAUGACACUGAGAAAGCAAACUCUGUGAAAUAA